This is a messenger RNA of Cavia porcellus (domestic guinea pig), 7852 nucleotides long. RefSeq names its product LIM and calponin homology domains 1 (gene Limch1). The transcript has 34 exons. The record is from RefSeq and is a predicted model, not a curated record. The coding region runs from base 305 to 5047 and encodes 1580 amino acids. Gene Ontology annotation, cellular component: stress fiber. Gene Ontology annotation, biological process: regulation of focal adhesion assembly; actomyosin structure organization; positive regulation of stress fiber assembly. Lineage: Eukaryota; Metazoa; Chordata; Mammalia; Rodentia; Caviidae. Gene Ontology annotation, molecular function: actin binding; myosin II head/neck binding.
GGGAGACACCCCGCGCCGGCUCCCGGUUAUUUUUAGUCGCCAGCCGAGCUCCCCACCCCCGGGGAGGGAGGGGCCGAGAAGGUGGGGAGGAGAGGGAGGUCCCGGCGGCCACUCGCGGCGCAGCCGGCCCGGGCGGCGCUGGGGACAGCGGCCGCGGCGUCCUCCCUCGGCCGUGCGCGCGGCUGGGCUCCGGGACUGCGCCCGCAGCAGGGCGGGAAGGGGCGGGCUGCGCGCUCCUGCGGCGGCCGCUGCGGCCGUGCUCCUCCCGGCGGCCCGGCGCUCGAGCGCACGCGGGGCUUCACAAAUGGCUUGUCCCGCGCUCGGUCUGGAAGCUCUGCAGCCCCUGCAGCCCGAGCCGCCCCCAGAGCCCGCCUUCUCCGAGGCGCAGAAGUGGAUCGAGCAAGUAACUGGCAGAAGUUUUGGUGAAAAAGAUUUUCGGACUGGAUUAGAGAAUGGAAUCCUUCUCUGCGAGUUGCUGAAUGCUAUAAAGCCAGGACUUGUAAAAAAGAUCAAUAGAUUGCCUACCCCCAUUGCAGGACUGGAUAAUAUCAUCUUAUUCUUAAGAGGUUGUAAAGAGCUCGGCCUUAAAGAAUCUCAACUCUUUGACCCGAGUGACCUCCAGGAUACUUCCAGCAGGGUAACAGUCAAGAAUCCUGAUUAUACUAGGAAGCUGAAAAAUGUCUUAGUUACCAUUUACUGGCUGGGCAAAGCUGCAAACAGCUGUACGUCCUACAGUGGAACUACAUUGAACCUGAAAGAGUUUGAAGGAUUGUUGGCUCAGAUGAGAAAGGAAACUGAUGACAUUGAGAGUCCUAAACGCAGUAUACGAGACAGUGGCUACAUUGAUUGCUGGGAUUCUGAGCGCAGUGACUCCCUCUCCCCUCCUCGCCACGGCAGGGAUGAUUCCUUCGACAGCCUGGACUCCUUUGGCUCCCGCUCCCGGCAGACACCUUCGCCAGAUGUAGUGCUCAGGGGAAGCAGUGAUGGGAGAGGAAGUGACUCUGAAUCUGACUUGCCACAUCGGAAGCUACCAGAUGUGAAGAAGGAUGACAUGUCUGCGAGGCGGACUUCCCAUGGUGAGCCAAAAUCAGCAGUGCCUUUUAACCAGUACCUCCCGAACAAAAGCAACCAGACGGCUUAUAUCCCUGCUCCUCUGAGAAAGAAGAAAACAGAGCGAGAGGAAUACAGGAAGAGCUGGAGUACCGCCACCUCCCCCUUGGGCGGGGAGCGGCCCUUCAGUUACCCUGAAACAAUAGAGGAGGAGGAAAGUGAAAUGGGGUCUCCAGUUGAAGAAGACCCAGUCGGCCAAAUGCAUCUUGAGGGGCAGCCUUGUGAUGCUGGGGUAGAGUCACCCCACCGCAACGGUAAGGAGCAGCCACCUGCAGAGGCGCUUGAGGUGGCACCUGCUCCCAAGUCUGAAGACAAAAAUGCUGCUGAAAUCCAGAAACGCAGAAGGCUAGAACAAGCUGGAAUCAAGGUCAUGCCUGCAGCACAGCGUUUUGCCAGUCGAAAGCAAGUUAGUGAAGAGAAAGAAGCUAUUCGUGAUAUUAUCCUUCGCAAGGAAAAUUCUUUCCUGACCAACCAACAUGGCAAAGAUUCGGAAUCAGAAGAAGAAGUUCCCUGUCGCCUGCCUGACCUUGAGAAAGAUGACUUUGCUGCAAGGAGAGCAAGAAUGAACCAAGCUAAGCCUAUAGUGCCCUUGAGUCAACUCCUGUAUGGGCCUUAUCAAAGAAAAGAUGCAGCGAAGUCAGAUGGCCACAAACGGCUCUCAAAAGGAGUUUCAGGAAAGAAAAGUCUAGAACAUAAAAGAAACCAGGGCCAAACAGAAGAGAAGUCAAUAGUGACCUGUGUUAUCCGAGCUCAGGAGAGUGAACCGGUGGAGGAGGGACUCAAGAAGGUGCCAGACCUGUACAAGGAUGACCUGGCCCAGCGGAGAAUUCAGGGCAGUGCUGCCCCUCAUCGCGAGGCUCCGAGCUUCAUCACUCUCUCUGCUAUUACUGAAGCCGACUUGGAGACAUGGGAGAGAUUAAAAGUGUCAGAAAAGGCGAGGGAUGGAGAUGCUCAGCACGUCUGUGCCCCUGAGCCUUCACCAGAAAUCAAUGCAGAAACUGCCCUCCGCGAUGACUUUGCCACCCGCAAAGCCAGGGCCUAUAUGAAAGCUUCCUGCCCAAGGCAAAAGUUUGUGCACUUUGGGUCUGUGACAGAGAUAGAUCAGCAGAAGUGGAGGCGGCUCAGCAUUGGCAUGGCUGGGCCUAGGGAGGAUGCAGAAGAAGUUGCCAGUCAUGACAGCAAGAUUCAAACUUACUCUGUGUCCCCUACCUCGGAGACUACUUCUGGCUUAAAGGAAGAUCAAAUCCUUAAUUCACAAAAUGACUCCAGCAACACCCUCGUGAAUUCUGGCUUAGAUGCUCGCAAAAGGGUCUUGUGUCUGGCUCCUGUGCCAGAGUCCCUGGAGGAGCAGAUCUACAGCUCGGACAAGGGCCCAAGGAGGCCAGAGCAAGUUACAUCCAAACAGCUGACACAGGAUGGCAAAGAAGAAACUGAAGGAGUUUCUCAAAGGAAUUCUGUGAUGCCACCAAAGGCAGAGAGAUCAGAGGGACUCAGCCAGACCCUAUACGGUCCGAGAACUCCUGUGUCAGAUGACGCAGAGAGCACGAGUAUGUUUGACAUGCGGUGCGAGGAGGAGGCCGCGGUCCUGCCGCACAGCAGGGCCCGUCAGGAGCAGCUGCAGCUGAUAAAUAACCAGCUGAGGGAAGAGGACGACAAGUGGCAAGAUGAUCUGGCUCGUUGGAAGAGUCGGAGAAGAAGUGCUUCUCAAGACUUAAUCAAGAAAGAAGAAGAAAGGAAAAAAAUGGAGAAGUUAUUGGCUGGAGAAGAUGGGAGAAGUGAACGAAGAAAAAGCAUCAAAACCUACAGAGAAAUUGUUCAAGAAAAGGAGCGCAGAGAGAGAGAAUUGCAUGAGGCAUACAAGAAUGCACGGUCCCAGGAGGAGGCAGAGGGGAUCCUUCAGCAGUACAUCGAGAGAUUCACCAUCAGUGAGGCCGUUCUUGAGCGCUUGGAGAUGCCAAAAAUUCUGGAAAGAAGCCAUUCAACAGAGCCAAACUUAUCCUCCUUCCUGAGCGACCCCAGCCCCAUGAAGUAUCUACGGCAACAAUCACUGCCUCCACCCAAAUUCACUGCCACUGUUGAAACCACCAUUGCCCGUGCCAGUGGUGGGGAUACCAGCAUGUCAGCAGGCAGUGGGUCUCCAAGCAAAACUGUGACUCCCAAAGCAGUACCCAUGCUGACCCCCAAGCCUUACUCCCAACCCAAAAACUCUCAAGAGGUUCUGAAGACCUUUAAGGUAGAUGGGAAAGUCAGCCUGAAUGGAGAGGCAGCCCAUGGAGAGGAGGAAGAGAAAGAGAAAGAGAAAGAGAAUCCUGCACCGGCACCUGGCCCUGCCUUAACCAAAUCCCAGAUGUUUGAAGGUGUGGCCAGAGUGCAUGGGUCCCCGGUGGACGUGAAACAAGCCAGUAACAGCGUUGAGAUCAACAUCAAGAAGCCAAAUUCUGUUCCCCAGGAACUGACAGCAACCACUGAGGAAACUGAACUGAGCACCCAAGAAGAUGAAAAUGAUGGUGAAGAAGCAAGCAAAGAGAAUGCAGAGCCUGCCUCAUCAGAGUCACAGCAUUUUACUACAACUGUGACUCGAUGCAGCCCGACCGUGGCCUUGGUGGAGCUCUCCAGUCCACAGGUGAAGAAUGAUGUGCUGGGAGAAAAAGACCAGAAGAAGCCAGAAAACGAGAUGAGCGGGAAGGUGGAGUUGGUGCUGUCCCAGAAGGUGGUAAAGCCAAAAUCCCCAGAACCAGAAGCAACUGUGAUGUUUCCAUUUCUGGACAAAAUGCCUGAAACCAACCAACUACAUUUGCCAAAUCUCAAUUCUCAAGAGUCGCCUAGCACAGCCAGUGUUCCGCUUAGAGUUCAGAACUCUUGGCGACGCUCCCAGUUUUUCUCCCAGUCAGCGGAUUCUCCAAACAGUGAAAAGUCUCCUCUCACUACACCUUUUAAGUUCUGGGCCUGGGACCCGGAAGAGGAGCGGCGGCGACAGGAAAAAUGGCAGCAGGAACAAGAACGUUUGCUUCAGGAGCGGUAUCAGAAGGAGCAGGACAAGCUAAAAGAAGAAUGGGAAAAAGCCCAAAAGGAGGUGGAAGAAGAAGAACGUAGAUACUACGAGGAGGAGCGAAAAAUAAUUGAAGACACGGUGGUUCCAUUUACUAUUUCUUCAAGUUCUGCAGACCAGCUGUCUGUGUCCUCCUCUAUCACUGAAAGCAGUGGGACAGCGAAUAAGCCAGACUUGGAAAACAGUCACGAUGAAGAAAGAGAAAGAAAAGAGAAGAAACCAUUCCAGGGGAAUGAUAAUGACAUAUUGCAUAAAACUAAGGAAAGUGAUCUUCUGGAGGAGAAGGGCAGCCUAUCGCAAGGGCCAUGGACUCCCUCUGAAAAUUCUGCAGCAAAAGGAAUCCAUCAGGAACAUCAGCUGGAUACAGAGGUUGGGGCCCCACCCUGUGGGACAGACCCACAGCUAGCUCAGGAUCCAUCCCAGAAUCAGCAAGUAGCAAACCCAACAAUGCAUGUAUUAGAAGAUGUAAAGCCAAAAACCCUCCCGCUGAAUAAAACCGUCAACCAUCAGAUUGAGUCUCCAAGUGAAAGGCGGAAGAAAAGCCCUCGAGGGAACUUCCAUGCUGGGCCCUUGUCCCCCUGUUCUCCUAACCCUCCUGGCCAAUCACCAAACAGGUACAAGAGCUCAGUGAGCCUUCUCAAGGCUGCUCGGUCUAUAAGUGGGAAGAAGCUGUGCUCUUCGUGUGGGCUUCCACUGGGUAAAGGCGCUGCGAUGAUCAUCGAGACCCUCAAUCUGUGUUUUCACAUCCAGUGUUUUAGGUGUGGAAUUUGUAAAGGACAGCUUGGAGAUGCAGUGAGUGGCACGGAUGUCAGGAUUCGAAAUGGUCUUCUAAACUGUAAUGACUGCUACAUGCGAUCCCGGAGUGCUGGCCAGCCUACAACAUUGUGAUGUGGUUUUUCAAGCUUUCAGAUCAUUGACCAUUUCUUUAUCGAGGGCAUCCCCUGGCAACUGCUUAACAAAAUCCCAAGUUCAGGGGCUCAGCAUUCAUCUGAUUUCUGAAAGGCUCUUCUGAAAGGUGGUGUCUGUUCUUUUGUAGCAGUGUUUGUGUUUUCCUGGGGAUUUUUUGUUGUUUUUUUUGUGGGUUUUUUUUUUUUUUUUUUUUUGCAUUUGCACAGCAUAUACGAAAAGAAUAUUGAAUUGUAAUGAUCCUGAAUAGUUCAAAAGGAGAUUCUUAACAUGGUCAAACAAGCUUACAGUUUAAAAUGUGUCAUUCUCUUCUUGGGAAGUAGCUAAAGGAUGCAAUAAACCUGUUGUGUUUUAGUAUUUCUAGAAAUUAAACACUUUAUGUUUACAGAAUUGAGCUGAAGAAAAUGCAAAACAUGCCAAUUCUAGUGAUCUUCUAAGACAGGAGCAUAAAUGUAAAGCGUUUCAGAAAAACUAAACAUCACAGUGAGUUCUAUAUCUGAGCUAUAUCUUGUUUUUAAUGCAGAGACAUUAGUCUGAUAAUAUAUACUGUAAUCCUGAAAACAUUUGUGUUACUUACCUUUUGAGGUAGAAGUUAUACCAAUAAAUUAUUGCACUGUUAGUAUUAGAUUUUGUGUACCUUGGAAGUUAUGUCGUUAAUGUAGGCUGGUUCAUCAAACACAAAGAACUCUUGAAAUAUCAGCUAGACUUACACUUGGAGACAUUGUCUAAGGGUAGAGAGAAACCAGAGGGAAAUAUUUCAGUGAUUAAACUUCUUUACCAAAAUCUGUGAUGAAAUGUAAUCUUCGGAAGAGCGGCAGGUCAGUGGUAGCUCUGAGGCCCAGGUGGCUUGUUUCUCCUCCAGCACUGGAUUAGGAGUCUUCAGUAAGGAGCAGAUACAAGGUGUGUGGAAUGUGAGGCAUCAAGAUAACCCUGUCAUUAGAUGUGGCCAUGGCUUACCUUUGGGGAUCAGAUGCACAGGUAUCCAAAGAGAAACAUUAAGUCCAUCCUGAAAGACUCCAGAUGACAUGAUGCAGUAAGCCACUGAUAUGUGACCAGCAAGGAGCUGCAGCUCAGAUCAUGCCUGCCUACUCUAGCGGAUGUGUACACACCUUCAUUUUUCUCUAUCACCUUCUCUACUACCAAGAACUCUGGAUUUUGCUCAUGGAGUUUAGAAAAGAACUUUUGUGGAGACUUGGCUUACUUUCUGCCCUGUGUGAUAAGUUUCAGCUGGACAAGAAAGAAAUCAAGUGACUAAAACCCAUCACAAUUUGCAUCUCCAGGCUGUUUUCUUCAAGACUGGGGAAAGGGGGACUAUUUAUUCUGCCUUAAAAUGAUGGCAAACAAAUUAAGAGGACAUUUUGUGAAUGUAGACUAUGGAUACACUCCUCGUAGGUGAUGUAGUCUUAAGAAGAGGUCAAGUAGAUGUGUUUCUUUAUGUCAGCAAUAUUUUUUCCUGUCUUACUGAGUAUGGCUAGCAAUUAUUUAUUUCCAUGCUAGAUGGUCCUUUGCAUGUGGGUUCAUGUAGGCGCAGAAAUUCCCUCACCACUGGAGAUAUUUUGACCACUUUGUCAUUUGGACGAGCUGUUAUUGGAUUGAAAUUUACAUAUAAUUUCAUUAAAAAUUGUGCCUUAGAAAAUGCAAAGCUGUUGCACAUAGUCAGCAAUGAAUUAUGGAUGCAGUACAUUGAAGAGAUGAAAUCACUUCCAAAUUUCCACGACUUCUCAUGGAAGUGUUUUCUGUUUUACAGGAAAAAAAAAUGAAAAAGAAAAAAUUAAAACAAUUUUUAAAAUGUACAGAUUAAGUCCAAUAUUUUGAUUAACCACCUGCAUGUUUUAUUAAAUAUUUUGAUUAUGUGGAUGUUUACACUUUGCAUGGUAUUAGCAAAGUACUUUACCACAAAUGAUGCACAAAACAUGUACAAUAUGGUCAUUCAUAAGCGAUUUUUAUAGAGUACUUUUUACAUGUGGAAUUCCAUCCAUUAUGUAAGGAUUGUAUGAAUAUUGCACAUUCUCUUCUGGUUCCACACACUCAUUUAUACAUAUUUCUUAGUGAGACUCAUUGUACAAGUCAAGAAAAAUAAAGCCGCAUUCUCCAACUGCAAAACAUGCUUUCCCAUAAUGAACACUAGUCACCAGCACAGAAUAAUCUCCAACAUUUUCUAAAUUCUAAUUGCCAACUGUUUCUAUUUCUAUUUGAUUUAUAUUUCAUUUAGAGUCGGUUACAUGGCAGCUUAGGCAGACUAGAUCUUGUUUUUUCCAGUGCAGCAUAAUAAGUAUGAUCUAUUUCCUUUCAAAUAAUCUUUGAGAUCCCAGGAAAAUAAAAUGCUGUGCUCUAUGGAGCUAUAAUGCAAAUAUGUUUGUUUAAAAAACAGAUGAGGCAAGUCAGUGAUUUAUUGUUCCUGAGGAAGUAUAUCUGAUUUUUUCCUUCAUACUCCAAAAGCUAGUCUCUCUUCUUUCCUAGGAAAAAAAAAUGGGUAACUGUUGUUUUUCACUAGCAAACUUUCAUGAUGUUUCUUCAUUCUUUCUAUGUAGUGUUAUUAAUGCAAUACAUAUUCUAGUUAUCUAUACACAGCGUAAGAUUUAACAAACCGAAAUGAUCCACCUCAUAUGUGAGUCCGUCCAAAAGAUGUUACUAUCCUGGGUGGGCCGAUGUUCUAUAUCAGUUACACUAAUUUUCAUUUACAAUAUUUAUUCUAAAAUGCCUCUGAGAAAUAGUAAAAAAAAAAGUUAUCUAAAAUGCACAGCUUUUAUAGCAAAUGUACAUUUAUAAAUAAAAUACUCAAAUCAA